Cavenderia fasciculata is the source of this 3765-nucleotide messenger RNA. RefSeq lists its product as uncharacterized. Gene Ontology annotation, cellular component: membrane. Lineage: Eukaryota; Evosea; Eumycetozoa; Acytosteliales; Cavenderiaceae. Bases 1 to 3765 code for a protein of 1254 amino acids. The record is from RefSeq and is a predicted model, not a curated record. The transcript has 2 exons.
AUGCGUGGAGGGUCGCUCGACGUGCCGGCCAACGUUGCCAUCCACACGGACAUUGUGUCGCACCACGCCAUCAAGACAUCGGCGACGCUGGCCAAGCCGAACCUCUUUUCGAGCAAGGAUGUGAAUGUUGACGAGCUGCGAUACCCCGAUCCGGACGUGCCGGCCGGUGCCGCGUUUGUGGCGGCGCUCGCGCUCGACUUUGGCAUGGCGCGUAUCAACGCUGACGUCUACCGCACCGUCGACAUUUACAACCCGCUCGACAUACCCAUCUUUGCACAGCUGUUUGACUUGGACCUCGAGUCACUGGUCGCCAACUACAAGAUCAAGCACGGAAUUGACAAGCUUGAAAACACCAACAAUUGCAUGGACGGCGAGGCAUCCACCGACGACGACGAAGACAAGGACGGCGACAACAUCAACAACGACUCGUCUGACUUUAUCAAGCGGCAACAAAGCCACUUUCAUCCACUCGUCUUGAAAAAGACAAAGGAUCAACACUCUAUCUACUUUGACGACAUUGACAAGCCGGCAGCACAACAGGCAGCCGGCAAACAACCAUCGUCGUCGUCGUCAGGUCGCAACAAGAUAUUCUCACUAAAGAGAUCGGGAGCUGAAAACAUGAUGUUUAUAGCACCCAAGUCAACAGUUGCGUUUGGUCCGAUCAAGUUCCAUCCACUCAACUAUACCAGCUACAAUGCCAUCGUCUACCUUAAAAACAACUACACCUAUUUACAACCAAUCUUUUUGACUGGACAUGGAGGCGGAGGUAGACUACUCGUUGUUGACUCUGAUACACACAUGUCCAACUCUAUCCUACUCGACCUUAACAAAACUCAUCUCAGUCCCUGUAUCUUUCAGCGACACAAUGUCGAAGUGGAUAUCAACUCUGACAUCCUCAUUGACUCUAAAAAGGUUGUUAAUUCACAAAAUACCAAUCGUAUCGAAGUUUCAAAAUCCUUUACCAUCGUCAACACUGGAAAUUUAAUUUUAGAAAUUAAAGAUAUUUUUAUAAAUGAUUUUAAAUGUAAUGGGUUUGGAUUUAAAGUAUUAAAUUGUAAUGAAUUAAAGGGACUAAGUAUAAAUGAAGGUGAAAUGUUUAAGAUUCAGGUAUCUUAUGAACCAGACUUUUCAACUUCAAUGUUGAAAAAGGAAUUGGUGAUAAAGACAAACCAAGAAUCAUUUGGAUUCAAUUUGAUUGGAACCUUUCCACACGAGUUCCUUCCACUGUGCACACAUCUUCAACCAUCGUUCUUUUACGAUUACCCUGCAAAGGUUAUCUUUAUCCUAUCGAUGGUUAUUCUCUUUUUCAUGCUUAUCCUCCUCUCGUUUAUUAAACCUGUCGGUCACAAGAGAAAGUCAUUGCUACAAAGAAUAGUCGCUCGUAUCACUGCCACUCGUAUUCGUUGGAGUACUAGUGUUACAACGGCUAGUUUAACCGCUGCAAGUGGUCGUGAACUACUUACUAGUGGUGGUGGUGGUGUUGAUAGUCCAACUUCAUCCUAUCAUCAUGGUGGUAGUCGUGAUAAUCAUAAUCAUCAUCAUCAUAUCAGUGCUAGUGUCAUCCCAAAAUCACCUGAUAAAUCAUCAUCAUCUUCAAAUGAAAAGAAUAAUAACAAGACUACUGUCAACAAAAAGGAAAGAUUGACCAAUCGAAAGAUUAAAUCUUCCAAUGAAGAUAAUAGUAAUAGUAGUCGAAAGAAUUCUUCUUCGAGUAAAUCGUUAAACCAUAAUCAUCAUCAUCACCAACAACAUCAAGUGAUGACUACAACCACCACUACAACCACGGUCUUGGAAGAGGAUAAAUUUGAAGAUUCUAUUGUUAUUCAACAGCAACAAGAGAAAGAAAAAGAUUUAUUACUUGCUGCUCGUAGUCCAUUGAGCGAGUCAUUGGAUGAUAUAUCAAUGUCUUCACAUGAUAAUCUUGGAGCGAUUUUAGAGGAUGGGGUUGACAAUCCAACCACACCAACUGAAGAUCUUACUCCAAGAUCAAUUGAUGAUGAGCCAACAACCACCAUUGUUCAGCAAGAUCAUGUUGAAAAGAUCGAUGCAUCGACCAUUACCAGCACAAUGACAACAAAAACAACUACCAUUGUCAUCUCUUCUACAUCUUUGGAAGAUGUUGUAUCAAAUAAUAAUGACAAGAGUAAGAAUGAACAACAACAACAUCAACAACCUAGUACAUCUGUUGUUGUAGUUGAAACAAUCAAACAAAAGCAUCAACAACAAAAAGAAGAUAAGCCCCUUUUGGUAGUACAAGCAGACAAAAAGGUGGCAGAAGUUGUAGUCCCUUCUAUCCAAACAGUAACAUCAACUACUGCACCACCGUCUUCUGCUUCUUCCAAACCACAACAAAAGAAAAAGAACACUAAACACCAACAACAACAACAACAGCAACAGUCCUUAAAGAUUUCAUCUGAUCAAUCAAAUGAUGAAAAUGUAAAUACCAAUAAGACUAACAAUCACAAUCAUAAUGGUGUAAACUUGAAUUUGUCAAGUAGUGGAAGUGGUUCAAAUAUUCCAAUUGUUGCCUCAUCAUCAUCAUCAUCGACAACAGACUCCUCGCUUACUUCUACCACCCCUGCUUAUUUUGGAAAGAAAAAGUAUCACAAGGACAACAACUCUUCUGCUUUUCUCCCUGCCAAUCCUCCUCCCCCUGGAUCGGCCAAACCUGUGAGAGAACCAAAGAAAAAGUACGAAAAGCCACAAAAGCAAACAACUGGAAAGGUGGUUUAUGUACCAAAGGUUCCUCAACCAACCACUCAACCAACUACUCAACAACCACCUAUUUCAACUCCUACUUUACAACAACCAUUACCAUAUUCACAACAGCAACAACAACAACAAAACUCUGUAUAUCUUCAAUACCUUCAACAACAACAACAACAACAACAAAAAUUACAAUUACAACUUCAACAACAACAACAACAACAACAAUCAUAUUCUCCAUUCUCAAAUAAUGGUCAAUUUGAUUAUAAUCCAUUUAUCAGUACAUCACCACCUCCACAAUCAACUUCAUCAUCAUCAACAUCGUCAAAUCCAUCACUACUCAACACUUAUAAUCCAUUCUCAUUCUCACCAAGACCAUCUACAAAUAACAAUAACAACACAACAACAACCACUUCACCUACCUCAACCUCAACUUCUACACUUAUUCAACCAUCAUGGUUCACAAACAUGAACAAUUUAUUGGCAGUAGAUUCAUCAAAUAAUCAACAACAACAACAACAGGUGAUGAAAAGCAACACUAGUCCUAGCCACCACCAGUAUCACAACAAUAGUCUCUGGAGAGAUCAAUUUGGAGUGAUUGGAAGUGGCAAAGUUUCAACAACAACUUCACCAAACCAUACCAACAACAACAGUAGUAGUGACCUUUUGAUGUCUUCAUCAGCAACUCCAUCCUAUCGAGACCUCAUGCCAAAUACCAACUUGACAAGCUUCCUACAACAACAUUCUACUGUUGGUACCAACACACCAAUUAACAAUAACAACAACAACAGCAACAAUACAUCUACAACCAUGACUGCUGGCGGUGUCAACCCAACAACAACAACAACAACGACAGUAACCAACAAUAACACGACUAGUGGUGUCUAUUCACCAUCCUACGAUCUAUUUGCCAAUCAAAUGUUUGGUUUUAGUCAACCAUCCUCUACCCAAACCACACCUACUUCCGUCCCAUCCAUUGCCAAUAUUUCAACAUUGACCAAAUUCAAUUUAAAUCAUGGUUAUGAAAAUGGUGAUGAUAAUGACCAACAACAACAAUAA